AUGGCGAUGCGACAAACUCCGCUGACCUGCUCCGGUCACACCACCCGGCCUGUGGUGGACCUGGCUUUCUCCCGGUAUCACCCAGUACGGGUACUUCCUGAUCAGCGCCUGCAAAGAUGGGAAGCCCAUGCUACGUCAGGGUGACACUGGAGAUUGGAUUGGAACAUUUCUGGGACACAAGGGGGCAGUCUGGGGGGCCACUCUUAACAAAAAUGCUACGAAGGCUGCUACAGCUGCUGCAGAUUUCACAGCGAAGGUCUGGGAUGCAGUCACAGGGGAUGAGCUGUUAACUUUGGCUCACAAGCACAUUGUAAAGAGUGUUGACUUCACCCAGGACAGCAAUCAUCUUCUAACAGGAGGACAAGACAAGCUUUUGCGCAUCUAUGACCUCAGCAAACCAGAAGCUGAUCCCGAGCAAAUUGGGGGUCACACAUCAGCUAUUAAGAAGGCUUUGUGGUAUAACAAUGACAGGCAGAUCCUCUCUGCAGCUGAUGAUAAAAACUGUGAGGUUGUGGGACCGAGUAAGCAUGACAGAAAUAAAAACGCUGAACUUUAAUUUAUCGGUCAGCAGUAUGGAGUACAUUCCAGAAGGGGAGACGCUGGUCAUCACAUAUGGAAGAACUAUAGCACUGUACAAUUCAUGCAGUCUUGAGCUGGUCAAGUCAUUUGAGGCUCCGGCCCCCAUCAACUCUGCAUCGCUCCAUCCAGAGAAAGACUGUAUUGUGGCUGGAGGAGAUGACUUCAAGCUGUACAAGUACGACUACAGCAGUGGAGAAGAGCUGGAAUCCUACAAAGGUCACUUUGGCCCAGUCCAUUGUGUGCGCUUCAGCCCAGAUGGGGAACUGUAUGCCAGCGGAUCAGAAGACGGUACUUUACGCCUCUGGCAGACAGCAAGUGGGGAAGACGUAUGGAUUGUGGAAAUGUGUUCUGCCAGAGGAACUGGUGUCAGAGAAUUCAGACUCCAUCUACAACACGUCUUCUGAAAUGAAAGCCUGA
Staurois parvus is the source of this 996-nucleotide messenger RNA. NCBI's taxonomy places the organism in Eukaryota, Metazoa, Chordata, Amphibia, Anura, Ranidae. The record is from the annotation of a GenBank genome assembly.